Molecule: messenger RNA, 1250 nt
Organism: Fukomys damarensis (Damara mole-rat)
Lineage: Eukaryota; Metazoa; Chordata; Mammalia; Rodentia; Bathyergidae
Gene: Fgf5
Product: fibroblast growth factor 5
Exons: 3
Coding region: 280-1092 (270 amino acids)
Biological process (GO): animal organ morphogenesis; positive regulation of gene expression; positive regulation of cell population proliferation
Cellular component (GO): cytoplasm
Molecular function (GO): fibroblast growth factor receptor binding; growth factor activity
Source: RefSeq, a predicted model, not a curated record
CCCUCCCCGCACCGGCCAGGGAGUGCACAGAGCAGCGGGUGAGGGGAAGCUCCGCAGGCGUGCGCGGAGCAGUGAGAUCACUGGCGUUAUAAAUAUCCCGGUGCCAGUGCCGAGAUUCGCUCGGGUGGCCCCUCUCUCCCCGUCUCCCUCUGCCUUCCCCGAGGCUAUGUCCACCCGGCGUAGCGAGGGGGGCAGCGUCAGAGGAACGCAGCCGCGCAGGGGCUCCGGAGCCCAGAGCCAGCCCUGCAAGAUGCUCGUAGGACCCCCGCGGCUGGAAGAAUGAGCUUAUACUUCUUCUUCCUCCUCUUCCUCAGCCACCUGAUCCUCAGCGCUUGGGCUCACGAGGAGAAGCGUGUGGCUCCCAAAGGGCAACCUGGACCCGCGGCCGCGGCUCGGAACCCGGGAGUCUCCAGGAGCAGCCGGAGCAGUAGCAGCGCGACGUCUUCCACGUCUUCCUCUGCGCCCUCUUCCCCCGCGGCUUCCCGGGGCAGCCAGGGCAGCGGCUCUGAGCAGGGCAGUUUCCAGUGGAGCCCCUCGGGGCGCCGGACCGGCAGCCUCUACUGCAGAGUGGGCAUCGGUUUCCAUCUGCAGAUCUACCCGGAUGGCAAAGUCAACGGCUCCCACGAAGCCAAUAUGUUGAGUAUUUUGGAAAUAUUUGCUGUGUCUCAGGGGAUUGUAGGAAUACGAGGAGUUUUCAGCAACAAAUUUUUAGCGAUGUCAAAAAAAGGAAAACUCCAUGCAAGUGCCAAAUUUACAGAUGACUGCAAGUUCAGGGAGCGAUUUCAAGAAAACAGCUAUAAUACCUAUGCUUCAGCAAUACACAGAACUGAAAAGACUGGGCGGGAGUGGUAUGUGGCCCUGAAUAAAAGAGGGAAAGCUAAACGAGGCUGCAGCCCACGGGUUAAACCGCAGCACGUCUCUACUCAUUUUCUACCAAGAUUCAAGCAGUCGGAACAGCCAGAACUGUCUUUCACUGUUACUAUCCCUGAAAAAAAGAAGCCACCUAACCCUGUCAAGCCAAAGGUCCCCCUCUCUACACCUCGCAGAAGUCCCAGUACGGGGAAAUACAGACUCAAGUUUCGCUUUGGAUAAUACUUGUGUUGGUCUUGGGAGAAACUAUUCUUUUCCCUCAGGUGUUUCUACAGGUGUCUUCCAAGCUCUGAGGAAAAAAUAUCAGACAUAGCUUCAGCUAUACUUACAUUGUCUGGAAGCCAGGUCAUUUGUUUCAGUUUAACUGAAACAAAAAUGUU